Molecule: messenger RNA, 1332 nt
Organism: Macroventuria anomochaeta
Lineage: Eukaryota; Fungi; Ascomycota; Dothideomycetes; Pleosporales; Didymellaceae
Product: glycoside hydrolase family 28 protein
Exons: 2
Coding region: 1-1332 (443 amino acids)
Biological process (GO): carbohydrate metabolic process
Molecular function (GO): polygalacturonase activity
Source: RefSeq, a predicted model, not a curated record
AUGCUGACCUUUACGACGUCGUCUUUGGCUGCUCUAUUGCUGCUCGCUCCUGUAGCAUCGUCAGUAUCAGUAGCUGAAAACUUCCUUGAAACAUUACGCACACCGCGCCCUUUCCACGCUCAGUCCUCACCAAAUCGCAACCGAACUUGCGUAGCCGAAUCUCACAACGAUCUCAAGACCGACGACGCAGAGAACAUCCUCAAAGCAGUCCAAGACUGCAACAAUGGCGGACACGUAAUCUUCGCCGAGAAGCAAACCUACACCAUUGCCUCCCCCCUAAACCUCACCGGCCUCUCAUCCGUAGACCUCGACAUCCAAGGCACCCUAUCGUUCCCCUCAGACAACCUCACUUACUGGCAAGCCAACUCCUUCGACCUGCAAUACCAGAACGCGACCUCCUUCUUCAUCCUCGGCGGCUCAGACAUCAACGUCUACGGCUCCGGCACCGUGCAAGGCAACGGCCAAGUAUGGUGGGACGAAUACGUGAAUAACAAGAAACUCAAGCGGCCCGUUCUCUUCGCCAUCGUCGGACUCGAAGGAGGGAGUGUGAGCAGCAUUAAACUCCGCAACUCACCGUUCUGGCACAACAUCAUCGCUAACUCGAGCGACGUGGUGUACUCCGGCCUGGAUCUGUUUUCGACGAGCAAUAACGGCAAUUUUGAGAAGAACACUGAUGGAUGGGAUAUUUACCGCAGUGAACGUAUCACGAUCGAGAACUCGACGAUUACGAACGGUGAUGACUGCGUAUCCUUCAAGCCCAACAGCACAUCCAUCCUCGUGCAAAACCUGCACUGCAACGGCACCCACGGGAUCUCCGUCGGCUCGCUCGGCCAAUACCCGAGCCGCAUCGACUACGUCGAAGACAUCCUGGUGCGCAACAUCAGCAUGUACAACUCCUCGGAGGGGGCACGCAUCAAGGUGUGGCCGGAUGCAUACUCGGAGAAGAGUGCAAGUUUGACUGGCGGUGGCGGUCGUGGUCUUGUGCGCAAUGUUACGUACGAUGGCAUGUUCCUCGACAAUGUCGACUACGGCUUAACCAUCACGCAGUGCUAUGGGCAGGAUGAUGAGGAGGAGUGCUUCCAGCAUCCGAGCAAGCUCAACAUCACGGAUGUCACAUUCCGUAACAUCAGAGGGCGCACCAAUAGGGUAUUCAGUCCGAUUGUAGGACACCUGGUUUGCUCGAGCCCGCAUACAUGCUCGGGCAUUCUUGCCGAGAACGUGGAUAUCAGGACGAUCAACGGCAGCAACCUCGUUACGUGUAGGAAUGUGGACGAGAGCACGCUAGGCGGACUGAACUGUACGGAUUGGAGCAAGGGGUAUAAUCCUGCCUAA